UGAAGGACGAGCUUGGAGGCAGAGAAAGGGGAACCCGCCCCGAAGAGGCUCAAAGGCAUACAGACGCGUCAGGAGAGCUAUUCUCUUUCGGCAGAUCUUUGAUCAUCACACCAGGUCUGGACACACAGAGAGAUCUGUGAGUGAGUUCGAGCGUCCUCUCUCGUUGCUGAUGGCCAAGGGCAAGUUCAAGAAGCUGCGUGACACUACCCUGUCCCGCAAGGCCACGUCAACCUUCGGCAGCAAGGCGCGCGACACUGAUGAGGUGGCCUUCUCGUUCCAGCAGUUCUUCAUUGACCUGGUGGGGCACAUACUCUAUCGGCAGUUCCUGUUCCCAUGCUACCCCGUCAUGUGGCUGCUCUACGGCGGACGCAAGGGGGGAUGGAUGGCCAUGAAGUAAGUGAGCUAAGCAGACAGGCAAUCGAACGAACACUCACUGCAGUUGGUUGGUCGGUUGAUCAUGCUUGCCUCGCUGACCCCGGCUGCUGCGGUGCACCGAUUGGAUGCCAUCAGGAACCGGCAUUUCCUGAGCUUCUCGUGGCACUCGUGGCUGCCUUUGCUCACUGUGUAAGCAAUGAGGGAUGAGCCAGGCGCUGGUUCAUUUUGUUUCAUUGAGGCUUGUGUGUGUGUGUGUGUUGGUUGGUUGGUUGGUUGCCUGGCUGCAGUGUGUUCUACAUGAUAUCGUUUUACACUUACGUUUUGGGCCGUCCUGCGUCGGUCUACGCCAUCGAGAUCCUCCACAUGGUGCUCGUGGUGCACCUGCACUCAUUCACCGUCGCUGUUAAAUACGGGUGGGUGCGGACCGCACUUAAGACAACACACAAACCCACACACAGAGGGAGGAGCACAUCUCUCUCUCUCUCUCUCUCUCUGUGUGUGUGUGUGUGUCAGGUUUGUGUCGCGUCGCAGCUUCCGCGAGAGGCGAGAGCGGAUGAUCGACAACAACGAGUACGAGGAGGAAAUGCUCAUCAGCGGCUGGCUCAACGUCAAACCCUGCAGGGCGUGCGCUGAGCUCAGGGCCGCCACCGAACGGCUCAAGGUGGACCCCAAUGCACGACUCAGAUUCGCCAUUGCCGAAGACAAUGAAGGAGUGAGUGCGCGUGUGCGUGUGCAAGACAGAGAGAGACGGAUUGUGUGUGUGUGUGUGUGCUUGUGUGUGUGUGGGUCAUGUGUGUGUGUAGUUUGAGGACACGCAGCAGCUGAUGCACUUCCUGUCGGGCGACCCCAAGGACUUCUACCACUGCAAGCACCUGCGGCCCUCACAGCUGCCCCCAGACGACAUCGAGCAGGGCACCGCCAACGACACAACUACCGACACGACCACAAACACGUCCUCCUCGCUCCCACGGGCGCCGUCAGAAGUCAGGAAGCGGACCGCCACGUCGAGUGUGUGCACCGAACUGGUGCUCUACGACCUGCCGAUGAUCAAGGUGGCGCAUUACAUCGUGGCCAACGUCAUCCAGUACGGGCGUGUUGCCAAGCACACGAUGGUGGGGCUGGGCGUGAUUGCUUUCUUGACGACGCUCUUCCCGGGGAUUGCGCGGAUGGUCAACGGCUAUGGCUUCUUCGGAAGCGACGCUGCGGUGGGUCGGUCGGCCACAUAUAAUAACAGAAUACAGGGAGGGCGGGGAGGAGGGGAGCGUGGCUGUAUCUCUGUCUGUCUGUCUGUCUGUCUGUCUGGUUCUCUUGGUUUGUCAGUCGUAUGUGGUGGUGGCGUGCGGCAUCGUCCCUAUCUUCUUCUACACUUGGGUGAAUUAUAUGUUCCUCAUCACCGCACACGCGUAAGAACACUACACCAGCCUGCCACCACAAGCCCUGCGUGAGGGACACAAACACUUUGUGUCUGUCCAUGCGAUGCGUUUGCCUCUCCUCCAUCCAUCCUAUCAGUGACUUCGCGCGUCGGUGCACGUUGAUGGCCUGCUGCGGCGGGCUGCUGACGCGUGACGAGGAGGACAAGGAGAGGGAGGUGCUGCAGGCCAGGGGCAUGGGGGCCCUGCCUGUCCUGGACCUGGCGGACGUGUCAACCGUGCGGACGUUCCUCACACUCCGGAGGGUCCUCAAAGACUGGGGUGAGUGAGCGGGGGAGGGAGUGACACAAGCGUCUGGGUGUGUCUGUCAUCGGGGGUCGAUCACUGUCUGCCUGCCUGCCUUGUGUGUGCGUAUGUAUGUGGUAUGGGCAGGUCGGCGGUAUCUUCAGCGGAUCACGAUGUUCAUCGGCUGUUUCUUCGUCGUCAAUGUGGCGCUCAUUGCGUGGUUCCUCUAUGAGGUGAGAGUGAGUUCAGCAGCGGGGCCCCCGCCUCCACCACACAAUACAAGGACAUGCCAGGAUCUGGCUGUAUGUCUCUCUUUGUGUGUGCCUUUCCUCGAUGGCUCAGCUCUACGCGCGCAAGGUGUUCGAGAUACAGACCGUCAUUAUAGCAGGUGAGUGAGUGGAUGGUGGGGGGGUCCACAGGACAGGCCACACACACAACACAAGAAAGAUGACCUCUAUCUCGCACACCACACCUGCCCGCUCGCAGGGACGCACAACCUUUUGCUGGGUGCGAUCUUCAUCUUCCUUGUCUUCAACGGCAUGACCAUCAACAAGAGCGGCGAGCGACACUCAUUCCUCCUCGUCAGACACCAGGACCGCAUCGCCGCCAUGAUCCAGCUGCGACUCAAGGAACUCGCCGGCGAGCGGUGGCCACACAGCGGAGAGGAGGACGACCCUGCUGAUGACCCAGCAGCAGCAGCGGACAGUGACACAAACAAGAAGACAGCAGAGGAGAGGGCCAAGUGUGUGGUGGACAGGGUGGAGCACGCCGGCACGGCAUCGCAGGCAUUGCCGACGGUGGCUUCGCUGCCCCCGGCUGUCAGGAGCUCGACGCGGGCAGACAGCAUCACCAGCGACACAACAUCCAGCAAGACACUCGGUGAGCCAGCUGGCUGCAGGGCAAGAACCAACCACACACACACACAGUCUCGAUAUGUUUGUUCUGGCAGACGGGCUUCUCUCCCCCCGUCAGCUGCCCACCCAGCCGUCCUCUUCGCUCAAGUGGACGAAGGCAGACACCAACCUCAGCGCGCUUCCCCCACCCAGCAGCGAGUCGCAGCAGCUGCAGACGCAGCAGCCGAGCAGCUACAACCAGGUCAUGCAGGUGGACCCGGUGCUAUAUGAGCUGACCCUUGCCAAGGACAGGCUACAGAUGCUCGAGCACGAGAUCAAGCUUGACGGGGACGAGGCGCCCAUAUCCAUCUUGGGCUUCAAAGCAGGUGGGUGGGGGCGUGUGGGUGGGUGGGAGAGAGGAUGCUGGCUGGAACGUCUCGUGUAUGCCCGUGUGUGUGCGUGCGUGUGUGUGUCUGUGCUGGGUCGAUCAGAGAUGGAGCUGCUGAGAGCGGUCAGCGUGAUCCCCAUCGCGACGGUGACGGCCAUCAGCGAGUUCUGGCUCAAUGAAAGGGGGGCGUGAUGGAGGGGGAAUGAGUGCGAGAUUGUGCGUCCUUCCUUCAUGGCUGACUCCAACAACUCUCCCUUUAUCCGUGUGCGUGUGUGCAUGUGUGUAUGUGUCUGUCGAGUAAGGGGCGCUUUUUGCCCUCCCUAGGUAGGUGUGUCCGUCGUCGUGUCAUGUCUGUCUGUCUGUCUGUGCUGUUGUGUGUGGUCCGGUUUUGUUUAUCGGAUUGCCGGGGAGUGUCAGCGGGGCGCGCUGACACUCACUUUCAUGAGAGUCGUUGCGUACGCGUAAUGGGCUAGCCAAUGGAUGGAUGGAUGCACUCACACAGACAUAGACACACACAGGUGUUGCUCGCGUCCAUCGGCCGAUAUG
Vitrella brassicaformis is the source of this 3797-nucleotide messenger RNA. The record is from the annotation of a GenBank genome assembly. Lineage: Eukaryota; Vitrellaceae.